Trichoderma harzianum CBS 226.95 is the source of this 849-nucleotide messenger RNA. RefSeq lists its product as hypothetical. The record is from RefSeq and is a predicted model, not a curated record. Bases 242 to 706 code for a protein of 154 amino acids. The transcript has a single exon. NCBI's taxonomy places the organism in Eukaryota, Fungi, Ascomycota, Sordariomycetes, Hypocreales, Hypocreaceae.
UCCAACCAAACAAUUCAAACAGCCGCUUCCUCUCCCAAUUCAAUCCUCCCCCUGCAGCCCGACCCGGACCGCCCUCUCCCGCAGAAAAUCGGCCCUCCCAGCGAAUGAGAAGCUCCGCAGCCCACAACAAACCGUCCCCACAGCAAGCGAGAAAGCUCACUCGAGCCAAAAGCGGGAAGUAAGGCUGGCAGCUAAGCAAUUCUCUUGUUUUUUCCUUUUGUGGACAGACAGACAGACAAGAAUGACAAGAGUUGCCUGGCUUUUUUUCUCCGCAAGGUUCGGGGGUGGCGAGUGGGGAAAGACAGAGACGGAUACAGGAAGACGGCUUUGUGGCUUUGGGGGAAGGAGAAAUAACAAAAUAAGGCUACACGGUCCGAAGGGGGGGUCCUUUUUUUUUAGACGGAGUACGAGUACUCUAGUGUGUGGGGGAGAGAAAGAAGAGACCGAGCAGAAAGAGGAGAGAGGAAGAGAGGAAAAGAGAAGAGGGGAAUGGGAUGGUUGGCAUAGCGAAAGCCGUUCCGUAGGUCGGGACGGCGGGCUGGACUUUUUUUCUGGGGAAAUGGGGCCGGACAGCUCUUUUUUUUGGUAUAUUUAUAAAGGUGAGGGGGUGUGUCCGUGUGUCUUGUGUUGUUGGGUUCGUGUGACUUGUGAUUUUUGGGGUUUUCCUUGGAAAGUGUCUCUUGUGAAACUCUUUUUUAUCUUUUAAUUUAUUUUACGAAUGAACAUUGGAUCAUUCAUCCCUUGGGACCGAGUGAAACAUAAAAAAAACCUGAAUGGCGGCUUGAAUCAAAUCCGUGGACGAAUUCUUCUUUUUCCCUUUCCCUUUUUUUUUCUCUUUUUGAUACCUUG